Molecule: messenger RNA, 896 nt
Organism: Bipolaris maydis ATCC 48331
Lineage: Eukaryota; Fungi; Ascomycota; Dothideomycetes; Pleosporales; Pleosporaceae
Source: RefSeq, a predicted model, not a curated record
AGCCCAGCAUCUCGAGAAUACGCUGGGCCCGCAGAUUCUCGAGUUCAUAAAACGCCACUCCGUCCCCCGCACGCACGCACAUACGUAUCUCGCAAAGUAUCCAACUCAAUUUCAAAAUGUCGUCGUACGACUCCAACAAAUCCAAUUACCUCCAUACCCACUACCAGCAACACCCCCAAGCACCGCCCUACCCCACGACUCCCAACGUGCCCACAUCGCAAAACUACUUUUCGCAAAUGCCCCAGCAACAAUCUCAGCAAAUGUACUCGUCCUCACCUCCCUACACGCAACCUUCAUUCCCCCACCAACCAUCGCAACACCAACAAACUCGCCAUACGCGCCGCACAUCCUCGACAUCCUCGCUGUCGCACAGCUACCCGCCACCCCCUGGACCCCCUCCAGCCUCGCACUCGGGCCAGCAACCAAUGGGCAUCCCAAUCCACCAGCCCACCCCACAGCAAUACCAUCCCUACGCCUCUUCCUACCCUCCUCCUCCUGCUCCACCAGCGACCAAGUACACUCCAUACACGCGCUCAAUGUCGACGUAUAGCCAGCAUGAUGAGGAUGGGCACGGCAGCAGGUAUGGGCAUGGGCAUGGGCAUGGGAAUAGAGAUGAAAGUGGGGAGUUGGAUUCAGAGACGGAAAGAGAGUAUAAGCGACGAUAUGCGAGGGAGAAGAGGGCGGAGAGACGGCCGACAAUGGGGGGCAGUUUGUUGAGUAUGGUUGAUGCGGUGGGGAAGGCGUUUGGGGCGGGGAGGCAUUGAGAAUGUUAGAUGUUUGUGUGUCUGUGUGGAAUUUGAUACCCAAUGACGUUUUUCCUCGUGUUUUCUUUGUAUUACAAUCACCAAGUAUACGAUUUGAAUACCCCAUGUCAAUAUCAACACAUCCUCCUUUUU